Micropterus salmoides (largemouth bass) is the source of this 4987-nucleotide messenger RNA. It is a transcript of the gene capn1, whose product is annotated as calpain 1. The coding region runs from base 275 to 2392 and encodes 705 amino acids. The record is from RefSeq and is a predicted model, not a curated record. Gene Ontology annotation, cellular component: cytoplasm. Gene Ontology annotation, molecular function: calcium-dependent cysteine-type endopeptidase activity; calcium ion binding. The transcript is spliced from 23 exons. NCBI's taxonomy places the organism in Eukaryota, Metazoa, Chordata, Actinopteri, Centrarchiformes, Centrarchidae. Gene Ontology annotation, biological process: proteolysis.
UUCUAAAUAAUAAGCGCCGACGGGGAGGGCGGGGGUGAAACUACACUAAACAUGGAAGGGAAAAAAAGUCAGGCUGCAUAUUGAAAGAGUCAAGCUGCAUAUUGAAUGUCCAAAUAACUGCCUUUUGUUUUGCUUUUUAAGGAAACACAGCAAGGGUGUAGCUGCUGGUGGGAUAAGGAAGGACGGACACCUAUUGGUAUCAGGUGAGGAGUUCCACACAACAUCGAACAGAGAGUGACAGUUGACCCCACACUGUUAACUCCACAAGCUCAGGAUGGAGGAGCCCAUUUAUGCUACAGGCAUGGCCGCCAAGCUGAGGAGCCAGUGGGAUCGUGAUGACGGUCUGGGACAGAACCACAAAGCAGUGAAGUUUCUUGGUCAGGACUAUGACAGUCUGAGAGCCCAGUGCCUCCAGAGUGGGAGGCUUUUUGAGGAUAACUUGUUCCCUGCUGCUGCGACGUCUCUGGGGUUCAAAGAGCUCGGCCCAAAGUCCCCCAAGAUCUACGGAGUCCGCUGGAUGAGGCCCACGGAGUUCUGCAAGAGGCCUGAGUUCAUUGUGGGCGGAGCUACUCGCACAGACAUCUGUCAGGGAGCUCUGGGGGACUGCUGGUUGCUGGCAGCCAUCGCCUCGCUGACCUUAAACGACAACCUCCUUCACAGAGUGGUUCCUCAUGGACAAAGCUUCGAGCAGGGAUAUGCUGGCAUCUUUCACUUUCAGUUUUGGCAGUUUGGCGAGUGGAUGGAUGUGGUGAUCGAUGACCGGCUGCCAGUGAAGGAUGGGAAGCUGCUGUUCGUCCACUCUGCUGAGGGAACUGAGUUCUGGAGCGCGCUGAUUGAAAAGGCAUACGCUAAGUUGAACGGCUGCUAUGAGGCUCUGUCAGGCGGCAGCACAUCAGAGGGCUUUGAGGACUUUACAGGUGGCGUGACGGAGCAGUACGAGCUGAGCAAACCCCCCUCCGACCUCUUCGGCAUCAUCAAGAGGGCCAUCGCCAGAGGAUCACUGCUGGGCUGCUCCAUAGACAUCACGAGCUCAGCCGACCAGGAGGCCGUCACGUUCAAGAAGCUGGUGAAAGGACACGCCUACUCUAUGACUGGAGCAGAGGAGGUGCAGUACAGAGGAACUAUGACCAAGCUGGUUCGCAUCAGGAACCCCUGGGGGGAUGUGGAAUGGACCGGACCCUGGAGCGACAACGCCAGAGAGUGGGACCAAGUGGAUCCCUCCGCCAGAGGUCGGCUUCAAAACCGCAGUGAUGACGGUGAAUUCUGGAUGUCGUACAGUGACUUCCUGCGCGAAUUCAGCCGCCUGGAGAUCUGCAACCUGACUGCUGACGCCCUGGAGGACAACCAGCUGAAAAAAUGGUGCUCUUCGCUUUAUCAGGGAGAGUGGAGGAGGGGCAGCACUGCUGGAGGCUGCAGGAACUUCCCAGCAACCUUUUGGCUGAAUCCUCAGUUCAAGAUUGUGCUGCAGCACCCGGACUCUCACAGCAACUCAGACUGCAGCUUCCUGGUUGGCCUCAUGCAGAAGGACCGCAGGAAGAAACGGCAGGAGGGCAAAGACAUGGAGACCAUCGGGUUUGCCAUCUAUGAGGUUCCACAUGAGCAUGCCGGCACCUCAGGGAUCCACCUGAAGCGAGACUUUUUCCUCACCCACGCCUCCAGAGCUCGCUCAGAGCUCUUCAUCAACCUGAGGGAGGUUAGCUCGAGGUUACGGCUGCCACCCGGGGAAUACAUCAUUGUCCCCUCCACCUUUGAGCCGAACAAAGAGGCCGACUUUGUCAUCAGGGUUUUCUCUGAGAAUCCUGCCAAGUCUGAGGAGCUUGAUGAUGAUGUUGAAGCGCAUCUCCCACCAGAGGUUGAGCUAAAUGAGAGCCAAAUCGAUGCAGGCUUCAAGGGUCUCUUCAGACAGCUGGCAGGGCCGGACAUGGAGAUCAGUAUCACAGAGCUGCAAACCAUACUGAACAGGAUCAUCAGCAAACAUAAAGACCUGAAGACAGACGGCUUCUCACAGGAAUCUUGUCGCAGUAUGAUCAGCCUCAUGGACACUGACGGCAGCGGAAAGCUGGGCCUGACAGAGUUCCAUGUACUCUGGGAAAAGAUUAAACGAUACCUGAAUAUUUUCAGGGAGUUUGAUGUGGACAAAUCAGGCAACAUGAGCUCCUAUGAGAUGAGGCUGGCUCUUAAAUCUGCAGGUUUCACGCUGACCAACCAUUUGUUCCAGCUGAUCAUCCUGCGCUACUCAGAGGCCGACAUGACUAUCGAUUUUGACAACUUUGUCACCUGUCUGAUCAGACUGGAGACCAUGCACAAAACCUUUCGAACCCUGGACACAAAUAAUUCAAAAUCCAUAACCCUCAACUUCACUCAGUGGAUUUCCCUGACCAUGUUUGCCUAGAGAUGAGUGGACUCCUCUGUAACUGUUACACUGCAUCCUGUGGCAGCUCCAGGCCCAGCAUGUGUCAGAAGUGCCUUUUCUCUUCUCUCCUCCACGCAGCUCGCUGCUGAGGCCCACUGAUGCUAAAAGACUGUAAAUUCAUCUGUACAGUGCCUAUAUUGGAAACAUGUGCCAAUUCUUUACUUGUCACCUGUUUUGUAAACAGAGAGUUCACUGAUAAGCGAAAAAACAUCCUAAUAGCUAACAUACUUUAGGACAACCUGGCAAUCUGCAAAACCCUCUGCUGUCAGUUAUCAGUCUCAGUGCCAGAUGUGGUUGAUGUGGCGAGCUACUGUGUGUGCCAGCUACUCUUAAAUGCCUCACAUUCAGCGCAUAUGAAUGUGCAUUAUAUGUAUCUCUAUUAUCUGACAUUGCUGGCCUGGCACCUUCUGUUUACAUCUUACCAAACUUUGCUUUGUCUUCAGAGACAAUGGUGGUGGUCAGUGCGUGAAGUAUAAUUAAACUGCAGUUUUUAAAAUUGUAUGAUGAAAAAUGCCAGGUUAGGGGGUAUUACCUAAUUUAAUUGUCCUAUUUGCGCUAAUGCAAAUGUAUAUUGACCCAUGUGAGUUCAUUUUUCCAGAGCCGAUGCUGCCUAAACGAUGUUAGCACUAUGCUGUGUUAUUUGUCGCAUAGAAUGUUUUUCGCAUGAACAAGUUAGCGCACCAAAGCUUCUGCUUAUUCCAUUAUCUAACGUGUACAAAGAAAAUUGAACAAAACCAGAAACCGAGAUCGCUGGUCUUAAUAAAAUAAAAAAAGUAAAAUGUCCGCGUUUUUAAAGGUCAAUUUAAGGAUAGCUAAACUUAAUAAAUAAACAAAAGGCUUAGACUUAAUAUUGAACAAAAUUCAUGAUUGUCGUAUUCCUGCCACUUAACCAUACAUUAUUUUUAUUAAAUCGGUAGCCUACUGUGAUUCAUGUCUAUGUAACGUUAAUGAUUUAUCAAUUUAUUUAUUUGAUUAAAGCUACUUAAUCUUACUUUGGUUGACCGUUAAAGGUUACACAUAGUGUUACAUCUCGUGAUGAGUCUGACUUUUAAAAAGAGUUAUCUCCAACUUUGACUUCAUUGCACAGGUCUGUUGUCAUGACAAUAACACUACAACUCUAUCCUCAUAAUGCAGGAACAAGAUUAACAGAAUUUAGUGUCUUCAACAGCAGUUGUUCCUGCAUUACGAGGAUAGAGUAGUAGUGUUAUUGUCAUGACAACAGACCUGUGCAAUGAAGUCAAAGUUGGAGAUAAAUCAACUCUUUUUACCAGUCAGACUCAUCACAAGUCAAAACACUAUGUGUAACCUUUAACGUUCACCCAAAGUAACAGAUUAAGUAGCCAUAAUCAAAUAAACUGAUGUAUAGGCUAUAAAAAUUAAUCAUUACGUAGACUCACAGCACUCUAUAAUAAUUCCAGUGUUUAAGCCAAUUUACAGUUUAAGUAAAAUAAUGUGGUUUAGCCUAAUGGCAGAAAUACAACAAUUAUGAAUUAUGUUCAAUAUUUAGGCUAGGCUAUUUUUAAAUUUAUUUAUUAAGAUUAGCUAUCCAUAAAAAUAUAUAUAUUUUUUAAGGCGUGAUCUGUGUUUCCCGUUUUAGACUUUCUUGUUCAAUUUUCAUUGUACAAGUUGGAUAAUGGAUCAAGCCGACGCUUUGGUGCGCUAAAUUACAAUGCACUUCUUCAUUCAAUGCACCAAUAACACAGCAUAGUGCUAACAUAGUUUAGGCAGCAUCGGCUCUGGAAAAAUGAACUCACAUGGGUCAACAUACAUUAGCGCAAGUAGGACAAUGAAAUUUAGUAAAACCCCUAAACUUUUUCAUCAAACAAUAUUAACAACUGCAGAUGAAUUAUACUUCACGUGCUCUAUAUAUUAUAUUAAAACUAAUCCUGUUUAGCUUUAAAGCAUAUCUGCUUAUCAUUAUGCAUGGCACUUUUUACUGACUGGAUAUCAUAGGGGUUAAAAAAAAAAGAUGUGUCACCCUUGUUUAAUCUAGCUUUUCGAAGGGAACAAGAACAUGUCAAUACUUUCGGUGAAGGUAAACAAUUAUGCAAGGUGGAUGGAAAUGUUGUAUGCAUGUAGUGUUAAAUGUGAUAUAUUGUCUGCCUGUCUGUUCAACCAGGGGAGCAAGUGUUUUAUUUGAAAAGUUGUAUUCCAAAAUAACAUGUCACUUUUAGGGGAAAAAAGACUUAAACGCCUUAAGUGUGGAGGAUGUACAUGUAAAAUGUCAUACUUACUUACAUACAUACAAAGAGUCAAACUGCAAAUGUUUGAAAUACCAAAAUUGUUCUGCCAAAUAUUUUUUUUGCUUUUUGUAAAUGGAGGAACUGAAUUUAAGAACAUUUAAUCCAAAAGUGUAUGCCAAGCCUUUAAAUGUAAAUGGUACUCCAACAAUGCCAGCAAUCAUGUCUUCAGUUUUUGCAGUGUAAUGCUUAUGUAACAUUACCUAAUGUUUACAAUGGUAACAUUCAGGGUCCCUUUGGAGCCAUUCAUGAUGCAAUACAUGGAUUUACUGUGUAGUGUCUCUGUAAAACUUUCUUAUACAAUUUGAAAAUAAACAUGGGGGGAUUUUCAUGA